CAAUUCAUUUUCCAUUUUUUAACUCUGAAACUACUUAAGUUUCUUUAACAGGAUAUUGUACCUGGUUCCCUUGUAGUUUUUACUAUGGAUAAUCCCAACAAUUACUCUGUACUAGAUAUCAAUGGCGAUGCUGUAUCAGUGCUUCCCGAGAAAUCUAAAACUAAGAACACCAAGCAGUUCGCUUGGGUUCUUCUCCUCAGAGCUCACAGAGCUGUUUCAUGUCUUUUCUGGUUAGUGAAAACUUUCUUCGCAAUGGUUGCUGCAGCGAAGAAACGAAUAAUCUUCUUGAGAAGAAGAGAAGAACCCAAAAACAGGGGAGGAUUAUUAAGGUUUGUAAAAGUACUUCUUCUUGUUUCAAUGGCAGCUCUCUUCUUAGAUGUCAUUGCCCAUCUGAAAGGAUGGAAUUUAGGUCUAAUUCAACCUUUGAAGGCUCAGAGUAGUAUACAUUGGUCUUAUCUGGGUUGGCUCUCAUUUAGAGCUGAUUAUAUUGCUCCAAUGAUUAAGGGGCUCUCUAAAUUCUGUAUUGUUCUGUUCUUGGUUCAAUCACUCGAUCGGCUACUGCUCUGUCUCGGGUGUUUCUGGAUUAAAUUUAAAAGUUUGAAGCCCACGGCAGAAGGAAACGCAUAUGACCUUGAGGAUUCCUGUGGAUUCCCUUUGGUUCUCGUUCAAAUUCCCAUGUGCAAUGAGAGAGAGGUUUAUGCACAGUCAAUCUCAGCUGCAUGUCAGUUGGAUUGGCCUAGGGAUCGGCUCCUAAUUCAGGUCCUAGAUGAUUCAGAUGAAGAAAGUAUACAGCUUCUAAUCAGAGAUGAAGUCUCUGCAUGGAGGCAGAAAGGACUGAACAUAGUCUACCAACACCGACUCAUCAGAACUGGUUACAAAGCUGGCAACCUAAAAUCAGCCAUGGCUUGUGAUUACAUCAAAGACUAUGAGUUUGUUGCAAUAUUUGAUGCUGAUUUCCAACCCAAUCCAGAUUUCCUUAAAUUAACAAUCCCACACUUCAAGGACAAUCCUGAGCUGGGUCUUGUUCAAGCCCGUUGGUCUUUCGUGAACAAAGAUGAGAACUUGCUAACGCGGCUCCAGAACAUAAGUUUAAGCUUUCACUUUGAGGUAGAGCAGCAAGUAAAUGGCAUUUUCCUCAACUUCUUUGGGUUCAAUGGAACUGCAGGUGUGUGGAGAAUUAAGGCACUUGAGGACUCGGGAGGUUGGCUUGAGAGAACCACUGUUGAGGAUAUGGAUAUUGCAGUUCGGGCUCACUUGAAUGGGUGGAAGUUCAUCUUCCUCAAUGAUGUUAGGGUGCUCUGUGAAUUACCAGAGUCUUAUGAAGCUUACAAGAAACAACAGCAACGUUGGCAUUCGGGUCCAAUGCAGCUAUUUCGAUUAUGUCUUCCCAGUAUCAUCACCUCUAAGAUAUCAAUUUGGAAGAAAGCCAACUUGAUUUUCCUCUUCUUCCUUCUCAGAAAACUGAUUCUUCCAUUCUACUCCUUCACAUUGUUCUGCAUCAUCCUUCCAUUAACAAUAUUUGUACCAGAGGUCGAAUUACCUACAUGGGUGAUCUGUUACUUGCCCAUCUUGAUGUCCCUUCUGAACAUCCUACCUGCCCCAAAAUCGUUUCCUUUCUUAGUUCCAUUCCAACUGUUUGAGAACACCAUGUCCGUGACAAAAUUCAAUGCGAUGGUGUCAGGGCUAUUUCAGCUGGGGAGUGCUUAUGAAUGGGUUGUGACAAAGAAGUCAGGGAGAUCAUCUGAAUCAGAUUUAAUAGGGAUGACUGAGGUGGCAUUGAAGUCUUCUAAUCAGCAGAAGCUCCAUGAGAGAGUAUCUGAAUCUGAUCUAGCAGUUUCAAGUAAAUUACAUAAACAUGAAAAGAUUCCAUUGAGAAACAAGAAAAACAAACUCUACAGAAAGGAGCUUGUGCUUGCAUUUCUUCUACUCACUGCAUCUGCAAGAAGCCUAGUAUCAGCUCAUGGUUUGCAUUUCUAUUUCUUGUUGUUUCAAGGUCUAUCAUUCCUUAUUGUUGGCUUGGACCUGAUUGGAGAACAGAUGCAGUGAGAUGAGAGUGAAAAUUCUCCAUUUGGAGCCACAAAUUUUCUUUAAUAAAUUAC
Molecule: messenger RNA, 2099 nt
Organism: Telopea speciosissima
Lineage: Eukaryota; Viridiplantae; Streptophyta; Magnoliopsida; Proteales; Proteaceae
Product: xyloglucan glycosyltransferase 4-like
Exons: 4
Coding region: 85-2046 (653 amino acids)
Cellular component (GO): Golgi apparatus
Molecular function (GO): glycosyltransferase activity
Source: RefSeq, a predicted model, not a curated record